UGUAGGAAAAUUAAUUCUAAUUACUAUCACGAGGCUGGCUGGCGGACGUACAUUAAACUAUUUAUAUCAUAUUGGUGAAAGUGAUGAAUUUGUUUUAAUUUCAUUGAGUUCUGCAGUCAUUGUAUAUAAUGCAUGCGUCACUGGGUUAAUUGAAACACAUUAUGGAUGCAAGGGCAAAUUUCAACCUAGCAACCUGUUCGAUACUUUCUCUCUGGAUCCCAAAUGUUUACUAUGGUGAUGCUGUGCUUCAUGUGUGAAUUGAAAGUUUAAGAUUUGUCAUAUAAUAGGGUAUUUGAGGGAUCUUUUGGAACAGUUUCAUUGAAAAUUUUAGGGAGAUUGAUUUAUGAAUUUAGGAAGGUGUUUCCCUUUGUGAAAUUGAGGGAAGAUAUAAUAGCCCUGUAAGAUUAAUAAUUAACAGGCAUUUAAUAUAAUACAUGAGGAGUACUACUAAUGCAUUGUCAGACUGUUGAAGUGGAAUAAAAAAUGACGUCAUAGUGAUAGAUAAUGAAAAAUUAAUUAUUUAUGACAAUAAAGUAAAACUUAGUCACUGUACAAUGUAUGGAGAUGCCUUUCCUGGGAUUCAUAUGAAGUAAUAUUAAGAUUUUGUGUAGUUUCAUCGUCUGUGUAUAAUACUGGUGGAGUGGUAAAGACUUUGACUUAAUGGACAUUCACUGCAACCAUUGACCAAACAGGUUCUGGACAUAUUAUAAGACUGAGGGAUUAAUAUCGAAAUACGAGUAGGAUGUUUAUUUCAACACCUUAUAGUCCGAAAUCAGACAACCAGACCAUUAUGUCACUUCACAGGGUCCACGUGGAGGUCAAAAAGUUUCAUCACCAUGAUAUGGAAGAAUCAGGAGAAGCCUUUCUGGCCAUCAUCAGUGCAGUGGGAUCGCUGGUGGUGCUUGUGGUGGCUGUUCUCUUGUGCGGGUGGUGCAUUGGGAAGACAGAUGAUGAUGAUGAUGAGGAUGAAUUUGACAGCGCCGACCUAUUGAGUCAGAAGUACACUGCAGUGGCCCCACAGGAUUCCAAUGAAACAGAGGGAGUACGCGUGCUGAACAAACGCUCCUGGGAGGCAAAGUCAUCCAUGCAAAGCACACCUAUAAUGCUAAGGAGGGAAAGUGUCAACAUUCUGAAUGGACUGUUGGACAGAUUUGAGCGUCCAAGCAGUCGGAACCCCGUAGUGACGGAACAAGUUCAGCCGUCUGCCAACGCCCACACGUCACUGAACGAGAGCCUCGGUGUUAGGAAUGGCGCAAGUGCUGGGCCCGGCCCGGGCAAUUACCAGGCCAUGGGCGGUACGCCCACACACAGGCCACUAAUGAAAAAUGACUCUCAAAAAUCCCAAAGUGCCGAUGACGUCAAUAGCAGUUUGUGGAAAGGAAUGAGAAACAUUGCAUUUACGUUAAUGGAGAAUGCGUCACAAGACGCCGAGGUUGUAGAAGCUGCGUCAGCCAUUGACGUCACGGAAGGUGUCGAUUGUAAAUUGGGACGCCUUCACGUUGGAUUAAGUUACGACUUCCAGUCACUGACUUUAACUUUGAAAGUAAUACAAGCCACGGGCUUGGUAGCCAAGGACUUCACAGGAACAAGUGAUCCUUAUGUGAAAAUUUUACUUUUGCCUGAUAAAAGACACAAAUUAGUGACGAAGGUGAAAAAGAAAAAUCUCAAUCCACGUUGGAAUGAAAGCUUUUUAUUUGAAGGUUGGCCACACAAUAAACUACUAGAAAAGACAAUAUACCUACAAGUGAUAGACUACGACCGAUUCAGUCGUGACGAUCCAAUCGGUGAAACGUAUAUUCCUCUGAAUGAAGUGGACCUCUCACAAUCUCCAUUCAUGUGGCGAUAUCUACAGCCAUGCAAAGACAGCCGGGGUAAGCUUGGGGAAGUCCUACUUUCCUUGAGCUACCAGCCUACGGUGGGAAGACUCAACAUUAUAGUGAUGAAAUGCAAAGAUCUCAAAGCCAAAGACAUCACAGGAGCCUCAGAUCCUUACGUCAAGUUAUGGCUCAAGUUUGGAAACAACAAAAUUGAAAAGAAGAAAACAUCUAUCAAAAUGCGAACUCUGAACCCUGUGUAUAAUGAGUCGUUCUUUUUCGAAAUACCGUGGGAAAAGAUUCGGGAAGCUGCAAUAGAAGUAAUUGUCAUGGACUUCGAUAAAGUCGGAAGGAAUGAGAUGAUCGGCAAAAUAGUACUAAGCAGUAAGAGUGGACCAUUGGAGACGAGACAUUGGAAUGAUAUGAUCACAAAGCCCCGCCAACAAGUGGCACAAUGGCAUUUGUUGAAGGACUGACAACGGCCAAGACAAUAUAAAACUGCAUAUUACUUUUUUCUUUCUUUUUUUAAAGUGAAACAAUUUUGUACAAAAAGAGACGAUUGAUUACAAUGCUGUUCGUUUUCUUAAUUGUGUUUUGUGAAAUCCGUUUCUUAUCUGUAACGUUAGAGAAGUGUAUCUGCAACCUCAGGUGUGAAAUUUGCCAUUUGUAUUUUAAGAGAGGUUAGUUUGAUUUGGAAUUUAAAUUGUUUAAAUCGACGUUUGAUUAAAUUUAUUAUUCACA
Ostrea edulis (European flat oyster) is the source of this 2555-nucleotide messenger RNA. RefSeq names its product synaptotagmin-7-like. The transcript is spliced from 8 exons. The coding region runs from base 743 to 2290 and encodes 515 amino acids. The record is from RefSeq and is a predicted model, not a curated record. Gene Ontology annotation, cellular component: axon; synapse; membrane. NCBI's taxonomy places the organism in Eukaryota, Metazoa, Mollusca, Bivalvia, Ostreida, Ostreidae. Gene Ontology annotation, biological process: cellular response to calcium ion; regulation of dopamine secretion; vesicle fusion. Gene Ontology annotation, molecular function: clathrin binding; calcium-dependent phospholipid binding; calcium ion binding.